GGUCGACAGACUUUCUAACCUCACUGUCUCUCCAGUAACCCAGCAUGGCGCUUCAAGCUCGCGCUUUGCUCACCUCUAAAUGGCUCGCGGAGGCCGUGAAGGUCCAGGGGAAAAUGCGCAUCUUGGACGCUUCUUGGUAUUUGCCCAAACUGCGAAGAAACGCCAAAAGCGAGUUCAAGAAGAAGCACAUCCCGGGUGCAGCCUUCUUUGACAUAGACCAGUGUUGUGAUAAAACCUCUCCCCUGGACCACAUGCUGCCGUCAGAGAAGUUUUUCGCGGAUUAUGUGGGGAAUUUGGGGGUAGAGAACGACACGCACGUCGUGGUGUACGACUGCAGCGAGUUUGGAGAGUUCGCUGCGCCGCGCGUCUGGUGGAUGUUCCGGGUGUUCGGGCACAGCGCGGUGUCUCUGCUCAACGGGGGGUUCAGGAACUGGGAACUGGAGGGUCGGCCGGUGAGUAACCAGUAUAAGAGACACGCUCCGACCGAGUAUAGGGCCACCCUGAACCGCUCCUGGGUGAAAACCUACGAGGACAUCCUGGAUAACUUGGACACCAAGGCGUUCCAGGUGGUGGAUGCAAGACCCCCAGGCAGGUUCAGAGGCCUGGACCCCGAACCAAGAGACAACACGGAGCCAGGCCACAUCCCCGGCUCCAUCAACAUCCCCUUCCAUUCCCUCCUGUCUCCUUCGGGUCACUUCCUGCCAAAAGAUAAACUCCAGGAGCUCUUCGUCCAGGCUGGUGUGGACGCCAGUCGUCCCAUGUGUGUCCUGUGUGGUUCUGCUGUGACUGCGUGCCAUGUGGCUCUGGCUGCCCACGAGUGCGGACACCCGGAGGUGUCCGUGUAUGACGGUUCGUGGUCGGAGUGGUACACCCGUGCUGUGCCUGAGCACGUAAUAUCUGAAGGCAGAGGGAAACAUGUAUGAUCAACUGGGAACACGUGGUGGGACUGAUGAAGUGAGGUGGUAUCAGCCUGAACCUGGACUUCAAGAAGUUCAUUCUGGAGUCCUUCAUGCUUUAAGCUAUGUGAGCUAGCUUAAAGACAGAAAUAGAAACAGCUUGACCGUACUCUUUUAAAAUAAUAAAAGCCUUUUAGGCACCUGAAACAGUUGUGACACCUUUUUUUUAUUUAAGCCUGAAACCUUUUUACACUCAGCUAAGCUAAAUGGACCCAUCAAGCUUCAUAAACAGCCC
Molecule: messenger RNA, 1191 nt
Organism: Nematolebias whitei (Rio pearlfish)
Lineage: Eukaryota; Metazoa; Chordata; Actinopteri; Cyprinodontiformes; Rivulidae
Product: 3-mercaptopyruvate sulfurtransferase
Exons: 2
Coding region: 45-923 (292 amino acids)
Biological process (GO): transsulfuration
Cellular component (GO): mitochondrion
Molecular function (GO): thiosulfate-cyanide sulfurtransferase activity
Source: RefSeq, a predicted model, not a curated record